This is a messenger RNA of Aspergillus nidulans FGSC A4, 806 nucleotides long. RefSeq lists its product as uncharacterized. The coding region runs from base 411 to 731 and encodes 106 amino acids. The transcript is spliced from 2 exons. Lineage: Eukaryota; Fungi; Ascomycota; Eurotiomycetes; Eurotiales; Aspergillaceae. The record is from RefSeq and is a predicted model, not a curated record.
GCGAGAGCCGCAUCGCAGCAACAUCUGACAGAAUGCGCCGUCUGAUCACAACAUGAGCAUUCGUCGUAACAACCAGUCAUGUUUGCACUACUCUUAGCCGCGCCAACGUGCCUCUUCCGCCGCAUGUCUUAGAGCACUGACAGAUAACAUGCCAAUAUGAGAUCGAUACCCCGAGACCAAUUGAAGGUGCCAUUUCUAGCAUUCCAGAAGUUAACCAUAGUAUGCAAAAUAUGUACAGGAUUCCUCUGUCCUCCCGUCGCGUCAUCAAACAUCCCUUGCUUACCCUGAACCGCGCUUCUUAAGAGCGGCCUUACCCCUGCAGCGCAAAAAUCAACACGACGCCAUCACCAACCAACCCAAGUCAAUAACAGCGCAAUACCAAACCCUCUCGCACUCGAUUCCAAGCCAAAAUGCACAUCCAAGCUCUAUCCUUCAGCAUCGUGACCUUUCUCGCCUCCAUCGGCGUCCGCGCGCAAGUGCACAAAGACCCCUACCAUAUUUCAGCCUUCGGGCGACCCAAUGGCAUCGACGCCGGGAACAAAGUCUGCGGUGGCGCGUGUGUUACCGAUCCGAAUGCUUUGGCCUGUAAGCAUAUUGAGUUUCGUCCGCAGCUCGGAUGCUUUGAGUGCUGUCUCUCAGAUGAUGACUUGGAUCAUCUUGACUUCCACAAUAAAGCUGUGCCGGACUUUGAUGAUGACACUGACUAUGACACGGAUGAAGAUUGGGACUAAUGCUCUACUAUUGGUGCUUUGAGGCGAUGUUCAGUGAUUGAUGUAAUCAUGCUGCAAGAAACAGGUGUUCCAGCC